Mycena indigotica is the source of this 1389-nucleotide messenger RNA. RefSeq names its product Serine/threonine protein phosphatase 2C. Gene Ontology annotation, molecular function: protein serine/threonine phosphatase activity. Gene Ontology annotation, biological process: protein dephosphorylation. Lineage: Eukaryota; Fungi; Basidiomycota; Agaricomycetes; Agaricales; Mycenaceae. The record is from RefSeq and is a predicted model, not a curated record. The transcript has 3 exons. Bases 91 to 1389 code for a protein of 432 amino acids.
CGCUUUACCCCGCUCUUGUUUCUGACCACCAAGUCUUCUUCACUCUACUCUCUCCUUGACAAAACUCCCGUCAUACCUGUGCCUCGCAGGAUGGCCUCCCGGUUUCGGAGGCUGCGUUUUCCCUUACCUUCUCGAUUCUUGCUCGGCUUGUCGAUCUCGACUGGGGGGCUGUAUCUUGCCGCGAAGCAACGUGAGCUCCAUGCUGACUCCCGCCCACCUCUGUCAAGCGUGGCUCUAAAAUCCAGCAACGAGGCUAUCCCACGAAGUGAACUCUUGGUCGCCAACUCUAAUCUACCUGCGGAAGAUUAUGUUUGCUCCUUACCAAUGGAGCCAUACGCUUGGAGAUUUUAUGGCGUUUUCGAUGGACACAACGGACACCACUGUGCUGCCUAUCUUUCGAAAAACUUGUUACGCAGGAUGAACGAUGCGCUCUGGCAAGAAUACCUUCGGGACGAGAAGUUCUCCUUGAAAGAUAUCUACCGCACUAUCAAGGAGACCUUCCUUGCGGUCGACAACGAGAUUGUAAAUUCUCCGGCCCAGCGGCUCCGCGACGAGCCUUCCGAAGCGCCAAUCCGGACUCUUGCCGCAAACACCCUCCAGGAGGCCCGUUCUGGAGCCUCAGCGAUUUUCUGCUUCUACCAAGGCAACAUCCGUAAAUUGCAUAUCGCUGUUGUUGGCGACUGUCGUGCCAUUUUGGGGCGCCGGCGCAAAACCGACGUCGCUGAUGCCCCACCGAUGUACGACGUCCACAUCCUGUCUGUUGACCAAACGCCAGACAAUCCGGCCGAGGUAGCACGCCUAAAGGCUGCACACCCCCAUGAGCCACACUUGUUUCGAGACGGCAGCUUUCUGGGAUGGGGUAUAACUCGCGCUUUUGGGACGGGGGCCAUGAAGUGGAGUCGGGAGAUGCAGGACUGGAUGGAGCGGAAAGCAUUUGGGCUUAAGUACCGCAGCGUGUGCCAGUCACCACCUUACUUCACCGCCGAACCAGAAAUAACGACGACCACGGUCGAGCCUGGCGACUUCAUGAUCAUGGCCAGCGAUGGCUUCUGGGAGUGUCUUACCAACGAAGAGGCCGUCGGACUGGUCGGGAAGUGGCUAGAGGUCACCGGCGGACCGCUGCCAGGGAGAAACGAUAUGCCGAGUGAGGACUGGGUGGUGGAGCGACAAGAUUUGCCCGUCGAGAUCACAGACGGACGGACGCAUUAUCAGCGAUGGGGCGUCAAGAAAAAGUUCGUUUGCUACGAUAUCAAUGCAAGUGAGCAUUUAGCCAGGAAUGCGCUUGGAGGAGCAAAUAAGGAUGUCUAUAAUGCGCUGCUUGACCUCCCUCCGCCACAUUCUCGGCUUCUUCGUGACGAUAUAAGUCUUGCUGUCGUGUUUUUCUCGUAG